ACAAAAUCUGGAUUUUUCUUGUUUCUACUACUAUUAUUACAAAAUCUGUUAGUUAUGGCGUCAAAAUUCCUUCCUUCAAGACUUCCUUUGCCGCUCAACUCUCCACGUUUCCACCGUCUUCCUUCAACCAACAAGACAAUGAUCCCAAUCGCCUCUUUCUCUUCUUCUUCCCCUUCAGCGUCAUCUGUAGACAACUCCGUUAGAAAACAAGAAGAAGAAGAAGAAGAGCUGCAAGAAAAGGUAGCUCAAGCCCUCACAUACCAUCAUCAAACGAAGCAUGGUUUCGCCAACUAUGCCAGAGGACCGCGUGGCCUUGACUGGGCCAAUCAACCUAACCCUUUCCGUCGUUACAUCUCUGCUCCUCUGCUUCCUCUCCUCCAUUUUCCCACUGACAGACCAAUAGUUGCGGUGACAGAUGAUGCUCCUUUGUAUUCUUCUCUCUUCCAUUCUCUUCCUCCUCCUAAACCCAUCUCCCAUUCCACUAUCUCCCAACUCUUUUUCGAUUCUUUGGCUCUUUCAGCUUGGAAAACCACCGGGUUUUCCACUUGGUCCCUUCGGGUUAACCCCAGCAGCGGCAAUUUGCAUCCCACCGAGGCUUACCUUAUUGCCCCUCCUAUUCAAUCAAUCUCUGAUUCUCCUUUUGUAGCCCAUUAUGCUCCCAAAGAACACUCUCUCGAGCUUCGUGCCACAAUGCCAUCUGGGUUUUUCCCCAACUUCUUUCCUGAUAAUUCAUUUCUCAUUGGAAUUUCUUCUAUUUUCUGGCGAGAAGCAUGGAAAUACGGAGAACGUGCGUUUCGUUACUGCAAUCACGAUGUGGGUCAUGCAAUUGGAGCUAUUGCAAUGGCUGCCGCAACGCUUGGCUGGGACGUCAAGCUUCUAGAUGGGUUUGGAUACAAGGAUUUGGAGAAGCUAAUGGGGCUUCAGUUUUUCCCGGACUUUAAAAUCCCAUCAAGACCAAUCAAAGGCAAGUUUCCUGAGAUUGAAUUUGAGCACCCAGAUUGUUUGAUUCUUGUUUUUCCUAACGGGAGUAAUCCAUUCGAUGUGAACUAUAAGGAAUUGAGUUCUGUAGUAAAUGAGUUUACGAAUUUGGAGUGGAAAGGGAAGUCAAAUUCGCUUAGCAAGGAACAUAUUUGUUGGGACAUAAUUUAUAGGACAGCCGAGGCAGUUAAAAAGCCAUUGACGAUUCAAAAGGGUCAAUUUCUAGUUGAUCAAUUUAAAAGCAGUGGGAUCUGUAGUGAAAACUCUUACAAAGGUUUUACAAUUAGGGAAGUUGUUAGGAAAAGGAGGAGUGCAGUUGAUAUGGAUGGAGUAACCGUAAUGGAUAGGCAAACAUUUUAUCAGAUUUUGUUGCACUGCCUUCCAUCAGGGAAGGGGGAGAAGCAUAGAAGACAAUCAACAUUGCCAUUUCGGGCUCUCUCUUGGGAUGCGGAGGUUCAUGCUGCUAUAUUUGUUCAUAGAGUGAUAGGUUUGCCCAAGGGAUUGUAUUUCUUGGUAAGAAAUGAGGAUCAUUUAGAGGAGCUUAAGAUGGCUACCAGAUCUGAGUUUAAGUGGGAGAAACCAGAGGGAUGCCCUGAUGAUCUACCUUUGUAUGAACUGGCAAGUAGUGACUGUCGAGAGCUUGCCAAGCGCCUUUCAUGCCAUCAGGAUAUCGCUAGCGAUGGCUGCUUCAGCCUUGGAAUGGUGGCUCAUUUUGAACCUACCUUAAGUGAGAAGGGUGCCUGGAUGUAUCCUAGAUUGUUUUGGGAAACUGGAGUUCUUGGCCAGGUGCUGUACCUUGAAGCGCAUGCUGUUGGCAUAUCUGCAACUGGAAUUGGUUGCUUCUUUGAUGAUCCUGUGCAUGAACUUCUUGGGUUUAGAGGAUCAAAGUUUCAGAGUCUGUAUCAUUUCACUGUUGGAGGCCCUGUGUUGGACAAGCGGAUUAUGAGCCUGCCAGCAUAUCCGGGGCCUAGCAUUGAUGCAUGAUUGCAGGGUCAUUUUUAUGUUCAAAAUUAGAAGCUGUUGUUUAGCAGAGUUAUCAUCAGUGGAGCCCAUACUAUGAAAGGCCUAUCAAAUGAUUGUUUUCAAUUUGGUAGGUUUAUAUAGAAGUUUGUGGCAAUUGUUAACUGUUUUCAAUCUGCUGUAUACUGUAAAGUUUACAUUCUUUACUAAUCAAUGUAAAUUAAAAUUAAUGCAUAUAGGUUUUAUGAUAAGAUAAUUUAGUAUAGAGCGAAUGAUCUCAUAUUUUCAUUUUACAACAGUAUCUUAAACUGUUUUGUUGAGCAGUUGUAGAAUUUAAUAUUCAACAUUAGAAGCUUUUCUAUGGAACUGUGUCCUUCUUUAUUUUUUAUUCAGAGGAAUGUAAUCAAGAUUGUUUAAGCUUU
Gossypium raimondii (Peruvian cotton) is the source of this 2360-nucleotide messenger RNA. RefSeq lists its product as hypothetical. The record is from RefSeq and is a predicted model, not a curated record. Gene Ontology annotation, molecular function: oxidoreductase activity. Bases 55 to 1962 code for a protein of 635 amino acids. Lineage: Eukaryota; Viridiplantae; Streptophyta; Magnoliopsida; Malvales; Malvaceae. The transcript has 3 exons.